AAAUCUAGCUCCUAAAAUAAGAUUUUUUUUUCGCCUUAGCUAUGUGCUCCAGGAGGCAUAUGUAGAUCCGUCUUUGGUCCAGGGUGGGUCUAAGUCUAAGACUGGCCUUGAAGUGAGUCAAGAUUAGACACAUAAUAAUAAUCCGUUAUUAUAAUUGUUGUUCGUCCAUUCAUCGUUAGUAAACUAUCGUCGUUCAGACCACAUUAAUCAAUAUUCACGAAUAAAAACUGAAUUAGAGAAGAAAAGUAAAGAUCAAAGAUGGGUAUAUCAGCAUCCAAACGAGUACGCCACCAACUUUCAACCUCUCAAGAAUUCUCCGCAUCCUGCAACACCGUCUUCUCCGAUCUCCAAACCCUAACUCAACACACUUCCAAUUCUGAAAUCUUUGCCUACCAACUCCCCGAUGCCUGCAUCCGUCUCCAUGAUUCCCUCCUCAAUUCACUCCCAUCUCCUAUCUUGAAGUCAUGGUGUCCAUCUCCUCCAUCUCGAACACAAGUUAAUGGCGCGUACCGUUCACUUCGUCGAAAUUCUUCGCCUAAAGAAACAUUAAAUUCCGAUGAAUUUAAAGAAUUCGCUGUCGUUUUGUUUACAGACGCUGUCGUUUCCAACGUCACGAAGAAGGUAGCGAGUCGAGUGGGGGUUGGAAUAGCAGGGAUUGCUGGUGUUGGGGUAAUGGCGAGAGUAGGAGGUGGUUUGGUUAGUUCUGCGAUUGGGGUUUACGCGCUUAGUGUUGCUGCUUCUGUUUACAUUAGCUUGGGUUGAAUUAAUUAGAUAAUAUUUUUUGAUUUGAUUAAUGUAGUAUAUGUAAUUAUUUCAUCUUUAAGGAUUGUGAUGGAUUGGUGAUGGACUAAUGUUGAUUUUAAAUUUGUUCUUGUACAGUUGUACUCCUCAAUAAAUUAAAUGAAACUCGUACUAUUUACUACU
Molecule: messenger RNA, 924 nt
Organism: Amaranthus tricolor (Joseph's coat)
Lineage: Eukaryota; Viridiplantae; Streptophyta; Magnoliopsida; Caryophyllales; Amaranthaceae
Exons: 1
Coding region: 259-762 (167 amino acids)
Source: RefSeq, a predicted model, not a curated record